Oncorhynchus kisutch (coho salmon) is the source of this 8363-nucleotide messenger RNA. RefSeq names its product RIMS-binding protein 2. Lineage: Eukaryota; Metazoa; Chordata; Actinopteri; Salmoniformes; Salmonidae. Bases 981 to 4769 code for a protein of 1262 amino acids. Gene Ontology annotation, biological process: neuromuscular synaptic transmission. The record is from RefSeq and is a predicted model, not a curated record. Gene Ontology annotation, molecular function: protein binding. The transcript is spliced from 23 exons.
GGGGAGGCCACAGCCAAACAUAACCAAAUUUGACCUUGUCAGCUUUAAUCAUGGCUUCUCAUCAACUGUGGGGAGGUGGGGUGGCGGUGUGGUGGGAGAAGGUACUAGGACACAUGGACAUAUCCAUUCUCUGUAAUUGGAGAGAGUGAAGACGAAGAGAGAAAAAUAGCAACAGUGAUUUAAGGCAGAGACCGAAGGAGAAGUCCUGGAGAGAGCGCUGCUUCAGUGCUGCACUCACGGCCUCUGCACCCCUGCGUGCCUGUGUCUGUGUGAGUAAGCGUGUGAGAGAGAGAGAGCAAAAAAGAGGGGGGAGAGGGGGGCGUGUAGAUGUGUGUGUGUGCUUGCUACACAGCCAUGGUAGUUUGAGCUGAAUGAUGCUCUCUGGCUGUCUCUCUCCGCGCUGCCUGGCUGUUCCUGCUUUCUGCCGCCGCGCGCUGAUGAACCAUUUUAAGCUGCAGCGGACACACACAGCCCCGAACAACCGCUUCCCUGCAACGGCCAUCAUCCUGGUUCUACUGCCAGCUGAUGGUCUGACACAGUAGGACACCUACACCUGCUGCCUCUGCACCGCUCCUACAACAGGGAAAUACAGAGACAGGACUGCUGCUUGUGAGCUCAGAAAUGAAGUUGUGCCCCUCCACUUCCCAGAUGUACCGCCCCAGUGUCAGUGUGUGGACAGACUACAUCUUCUAGAGGACAACAACCGAGCCCUGAAACUCAAGCCUGGGACCUUCAGCCAACACAGGCUACAGCACAAACUCCUGGAGCAUGAGCUUCAAGAUGUUCUCAAGGAGAAAAAGCACUUGAGUCACCACUUGUUCAACAAUAGCAAAAAGGCAGUCCAGAAUGAGCAGGUGAAGUCAGAGUAUGAGCAGCUCAAAGAGACCCUCGGUGCUGUGACUCAGGAGAGAGAUUCAGCCCUGCAGGAGAAGACCCAGCUCCAAGGCAAACUGGAGAACCUAGAGCAGGUGCUAAAGCAUAUGCGUGAGGCUGCAGAGCGGAGGCAGCAGCUAGAGUUGGAGCAUGAACAAGCCUUGGCUGUACUCAAUGCAAAGCAGCAGGAGAUUGACCUUCUGCAGCAGGCUCAGGUUGAGGCUAAGAAGGAGCAUGAGGGAGCUGUCCAUCUGUUAGAGAACCACUUGGACAGCAUGCAGGCCAAAGUCCGAGAGCUGGAGGAGAAAUGUCGGACACAAAGUGAGCAGUUCAACCUCCUGUCCAAAGAGCUGGAGAAGUUCCGGCUACAGACCGGAAAGUUUGAUACCCUUGGCAGUGGCACCGAUCCCUUAACUGUGUGUGAAUCCCCUGGAUCGCCAAACAAAUCCCUCUCCCAGCUCUUCAACGGGCUGGCCGCCCCCACAGGGAAAGGCAAUGAGAGUCCGCUGAGCAGAUCUGUGAUCUCUGAGUUCAUCCGACCGCUCCAGAUCUGUGGGGACAAGCCGGAGCUCGUGUCUGUAAAGCCAACAUUCCUCACCCGCAGCAGCAGCCGGACUGGCAGCUCUCAACGGGCCCUCCUCACUGAGAUGGACAAAGAACUAAGCUCAACGACUAGGACCAAGAAGAGGUUCACAGGCAAGGUCCGUCUGUGCAUCGCCCGGUACAGUUAUAACCCCUGUAAUGGGCCCAAUGAGCAUCCUGAGGCAGAGCUCCCCCUGGUGGCAGGGAAGUACCUCUACGUGUAUGGGACCAUGGAUGAUGACGGCUUCUAUGAAGGAGAGCUGCUGGAUGGACAGCAGGGACUUGUCCCUUCCAACUUUGUGGACUUUGUUAAGGAUGAGAAGAUGCCCUCUGCUCAGCAUAGGGACGGGGCCAAAGAGUCAGGCUACCUCAGUAGUAACCACAGCAGCCUGGGCUCCACAGGGCUGGGCAGCAUGGGCCUGAGCAGCAUCAGCAGCCUGCUGUCUGACAGUAAACUGGACCUGGGCCCUAGCCUAGAUAGAAACCUGGAGAGAAAUCUUGAGAGAAACCUGGGGAGCAACCUCAGUUCCACUCUGGGUUCCACUCACGGUUCCACUCUGGGCAGCCACAUGGGUUCCACUCUGGGUUCCACUCACGGUUCCAGUCACGGUUCCACUGGACUGGGUUCCAGUCUGAGCAGCACUCUGACCAGCCUGGGCAGCAGUAGUCUGGGCAUGGACUUCCUGGGCUCCAUGGGUUCCUGCAGCAAUGGGACAGGGACCCUGGAUGUCAGCAUUGACGAGAUUGGUGAAAAUAUUGUGCCUUACCCUCGCCGUAUCAAUCUGAUCAAACAGCUGGCCAAGAGUGUGAUCGUGUGCUGGGACCCUCCGGUGGUCCUGCCCGGCUGGGGCUCCAUCAGUGGCUACAACGUCCUGGUGGACAAUGAGGUGAGGAUGAGCGUGCCCUUCGGGGGCAAGACAAAGUCGCUUAUCGAGAAACUUAACCUGGCCACCAAUACCUACCGCAUCUCGGUACAGAGCAUCACAGAGCGGGGCCCGUCUGACGAGCUGCGCUGCACUCUACUAGUGGGGAAGGAUGUGGUGGUGGCUCCUUACUAUCUGAGGGUAGACAACAUCACACAGGUCUCUGCUGAGCUCUCCUGGCAGCCUAGCAACAGCAACUACAGCCACACCAUCUUCCUGAACGAGGCUGAGUAUGACAUGGUGAAGGCAGGGGCCUACAAGUACCAGUUCUUCCAACUGAAGCCCAUGACCGUUUACAAGGUGAAGGCCGUGGCGCGGACACACCAGAUACCUUGGCAGAUGCCCCUGGAGCACAGGGACAAGAGGGAGAUCUCUGUGGAGUUCUGCACCCAGCCUGCAGGUCCUCCCUUUCCUCCCCAGGAGGUGCAGGUCCAGUUGGGCCAGAACCCUGGGGUGCUGCAGGUACGAUGGAAGCCCCCCCUCCUCACCCCCACUGGAACCUCCAACGGAGCCAACGUGAUUGGCUAUGCCGUGUGCACAAAGGGACAAAAGAUAGCGGAGGUGAUGUACCCAACAGCUGACUAUGUGACAGUGGAGCUGAAUAGGAUCCAGUGUCUGGAGGCCAGGGAGGUCAUUGUCAGGACGUUAUCAGCACAAGGAGAGUCUCAGGACUCCCCCGUGGCCACCAUACCGCACAAUAUCCUGAGGCCUCCCCAUCACUCACCCCACCACCGCUCCCCUGCACACCCCCAUCCUAUGCCUCAACCCCAGCACCAUCAGCCACACACACAAACACACCCGCCAUACCCCCAGACCUACCCCCCAUCCCACCCCCAACCUCAGGUCCACCCUCUGCCUCGAUCCCAGCCCCACACCCUGCCUCAUGGUCAGCCUCUGCGCCACCCAACCCCUCACCCCCAGCCACAACACCAGCCCUACCCCAUGUCUAAGCCCAAUUUAGUAAGUGCCAGAGAGUCAGAAACCAAAGAGUAUGAGGCGGGCCUGCGGCCUGGUCCGCCCUGGGAGCGCUCCCUUUCGCCCCUCCCUCCUACCAUGCGUGGACACACUUUGGAGCCGCCCCACUUCCAGGGGCGUCGUUCACCCUCUCCUCAGAGGAUCCUGCCCCAGCCUCAGGGAGCCCCCAUCCCCAACACCAUCGCCAAGGCCAUGGCUAGGGAAGCUGCACAGAGAGUGUUCGCUGAGAACAACCGGAUGGAGAAGAGGAACAUCUUCAGUGAGCGGAGCGUGAACUCUGAUGAGGAGGAGGAUGGUUAUGUCUCUCCCCACACCAGGAGGAGAGGGGCUUCUGUGGACGACUUCCUCAGAGGCUCUGAACUGGGGAGACAUGUACGGCGCCACUACAGCCACAGUGAGGAGUACCAGACAGAGAGCAGCCGCGGCUCAGACCUGUCUGACAUCAUGGAGGAGGACGAGGAUGACCUGUACUCUGAGAUGCAGCUGGAGGAGGGCCGUCGGCGCAGCAUCAAUUCUCACAACACUCUCAAGAUUAUAGGGAACUCCCCUUCCCAUGGAUGCUCCCAUGGCGACCGGCUGGACCAUUCAGGGAGGAGGCCUGUCCAUGGCGGCAACCCCCCACAGCAACGACCCAUGAUGGUUCCUUCCAUUGAUGAGUACGGUGGGCAAGGCCGCGGACAUGGCCGAGGGCGGCGGUCGCCAGUGUACUACGAGGAGUCGGAGCCAGAGGACCUGGCGCGUAUAUUUGUGGCCCUGUUUGACUACGACCCCCUGUCCAUGUCCCCCAACCCUGAUGCUGCUGACGAGGAGCUGCCCUUCAAAGAGGGCCAGAUCAUCAAGGUGUUUGGAGAUAAGGACACGGAUGGGUUCUACAGGGCAGAGAUCCGUGACCGCCCGGGUCUGAUCCCCUGUAACAUGGUGUCAGAGAUCCAGACUGAGGAUGAUGGGAUGAUGGACCAGCUUCUCAAACAGGGCUUCCUCCCACUCAACACUCCUGUAGAGAAAUUAGUGAUCUGCAACCGCUUCAAAGAUGGUCGCUCAAUAAACCGCAGGUCCCGAAAAUCCAAGCGAGAGAGGAAUAGGCGGAGUGGGCGUCAGCACCCCUCGUCCACACGUAGAAUGGUGGCACUGUAUGACUACGACCCCAGGGAGAGCUCCCCCAACGUGGAUGUGGAGGCUGAACUGACAUUCUGUGCUGGUGACGUCAUAACAGUAUUUGGUGAAAUUGAUGAAGAUGGGUUUCAUUAUGGCGAGCUCAAUGGACACAAAGGUCUUGUUCCCUCCAACUUUCUAGAAGAAGUGCCUGAUGAUGUUGAGGUUUUUCUCACUGACACUCAGUCUCGAGAUGCUCGAUACCCGCAGGACGCUGCAGCGCGGAUAAAGACCAAAAGGGUACAUGCUCUCUCGCAGUACUAAGCCCUCUGUCAUCCAUUUGCUCCUUUCCGUUCCCUUUAUCUCCUUACUCCUUUAGUUUCCCGUCUGUGCUUGUGUUUCAUUCCUGAACAUAUGAUGGGAAUUCAGACUUUGGAGCAUUAUGCUGUAAACGUUGUUGAUGUCUCAGAAAUAUAAAGAAAACUAUUAAUACUUGACAUAGGAACUUUUAUUUUCAAUGUUGACUGCCGUGGGGGUGGGGGGGGGGACAUGCAUUGUAAAAUAUGUGGACAUAUUCAUAAAGCGUUCUCAAAGAGAAUAGACUGAAAUAAUAAAAGAAAAGCAGAAUUGUCAUGUAAUGUCUUGAAAAAUAGCAGUCAACAACAUGCAAUGUUUUUUUUGCACAUGCAUAUUUAGCAUUGUAAUAAAUGCUUUAUGAAUAUUACCUGUGUUUCUAAUAGAGGAAAUAGUUUAUGUACUGGAGGAUGAAAUAUCUAGACUGUAGCACUGCAUGUUCUCUCUUUAAGAUGCAUGAUUUCCCUUUGAACAUUUUUAUAGUGAACAAUAAGUCUAGUACAGUAGAACUUUUGUAUUUGCUCCUGAAAACUUUGUUUUUGUAUAUUGCUUACUUGUAUAAUAGCACCAAGAAGCUUAUGUUGCUCUUUGAGAGUAUAAUUUCAAAUGUCAUUAUAAUUAUAACUAGUUGUAAAAUAAUGUUACAAUAAUUCUGUAUUUAACAAAUAAUUGCAAGUUAAUGUUUGAAUAUGAGCAGAUUUCAUCUCAAGUUUCUUGGUUUGUUUUAUAAUUUGUCAUUCUCAUAGUGCAGACUAUUGAAACGCCAUCACUGCAUUUUUUAUUUGAUUUCUUUUCCUCACCCGCUUGGCAAACAGAAGAAGAGUGUUCAUUUCACACCUUAAAGGCUGUUUCCAUCACGUAAGUGAGCAACUGAGGAUACCAAGGUAACGCAGCCCUCGUCUAAUGCAGAUGACAUGGGUUCCCCUUAGUUUCCGGUACGCAACACACACUCCGUUUAUAUGACCAUUAUUUUGCCAGUUUAAAUUUCAGUUAAUUCCCUUUUCAAUGGAUGUAAAUAUUUAUAGAAUACUGUGGUACACACCAGGAUGAUCCCAGUGUAUAUGCUUUUAUUUGACGUGAGUUUAUUGUAAAAGCAUUCAGGUUGUGUUAACUUAAGGACGACCACUCUAGUCAAUGCAUUAGACAAGAAGCAUGGUAUCUUCAGUUGUUUCUCUGGGUGUUGUACAUUACAAUGUCCUUCUCUCAAGAUAAGUCUCCUGCUGUAACUCAUGGUAAGCUAAAAGGCCAUUGUUGCACGCCUAGGUUGCCUCCCUGUAGUACUAGUGGUAACAUUCAGACUCUAUAGCUAACAUUCUGAUAGAACCUCCCCUCUCUUUGAAGUAGUGCACCCUGCCACGCUUAAUCUAAUCAAACUCCGCUAGAAACAAUGAACUGUCUGCCAGACAGGCAACUCCCUCUUGUUGAGGUUUCCAAUCAAUCAGAUAAACAUUUCAUUGGCAUUACUUUACCCAUAGAUACCCAAGAUAGUGGUCUGCUCCGCAUGCCUUUAAGUUGUUAGUGGGGUGCACUUUUUCUGUCACAUAAGGAACGAUGCAAAAUGGCAAAAAUAGCUACUAACAUUUUUUCCUCAUAGAAAGUGUCAUCAAUUCGAUUUCAAAAAGUUAUUUUAAUUAACAUGAGAAAUGGAAAUUCACUUUUUUAUUUAGUUUGUAUAAAUAUUUAAGUUGCUUGUGAUCAGAUUUGUAAAUACAACUUUUUUUAAAGCAGGUUAAAUUGGUUCCAACAACCUUGAUGAAGUUACCUUGAUGAAAAGUGAUUAAUUGCUUCAAAAACUGGUAAAUUGAAACACUUAUCCCCUCUCGACGUAUGAUAAAUUAUGAACAUUCAAUGUGCAGAAUAAUAUGACCCUCUUAUUGAUCUGGAUGUGUCUAUAUGUAGCUAUAUACUAUAUCUACUGUAGAGACUAGUGCUAGAGACUAUACUAUAUCUACAUCUACUGUAGAGACUAUAGUAUAUCUACUAUAGAGACUAGUGCUAGAGACUAUACUAUAUCUACCGUAGAGACUAGUGCCAGAGACUAUACUAUAUCUACCGUAGAGACUAGUGCCAGAGACUAUACUAUAUCUACUGUAGAGACUAGUGCUAGAGACUAUAUCUACUGUAGAGACUAGUGCCAGAGACUAUACUAAAUCUACUGUAGAGACUAGUGCCAGAGACUAUACUAAAUCUACUGUAGAGACUAGUGCCAGAGACUAUACAAUAUCUACAGUAGAGACUAGUGCUAGAGACUAGUCUCAUGUUAAUAGGAUCUUAAGGAUACAUCUUUCCUAAGUGCAAUUGAAAAGAAGCCUUUUAGCUCAUGAUUACAAUGAAGGAAUAUUUAGAUAUUAGAUGUUUACUGUAACCCAGUUGUAUAUGAAUGCCCUUUAUAUUUAAAAAGAAAAUCUGCUGUCAUAUGUUGUCACAUAAUGUUAAUACAAUAUUGUAUCUCUUGUUUCGUGUGUGUGAAAGACAUGGCUUAUGCCAUUGAUAGCCAUUCUGGAGAAUCUCAGCAUAGAAAUGUGUGAUUGGUAAAGAGUAUGUGGAGAUUCUUUGACAUUGAAGUCUAUCAUUUAAACCAGCUUGAUGAAAGACUACCUAAAUGGCAGUGGGGGGGGGGGGGUAUACAGCACCUCAGUACACUCAAGUUACAAUAUCCUAACAUUUACAAGUUGAACUGGGCUACGCUAUGAGGGAGAUAGACUGAUGAAGCCAAAAGUAUGGUGGCCCUGCUGAGACAGAAAGGACUAAGUGGAAGGGAGUAGUGACUGGGGUGCAAGAGGGUUGGCUUUUUAACCCCGCUGAACUGUCCCUUACGGGUCUCCCAUUAGGUUCCAUUGGAAAAAUCGGGUCCGCCCAGAAGAGCCGCCUCCCCCACAGUGCGCCAACACAUCCCUGGCUCUGGCCCUGCUACAGUGGGGCCUGGCAGUCCCAUCAGGGGCCCCUGCGACUUGUCCUCCAAAAAGAAAAAGGGACUGCUCUCCAAAGGGAAGAAACUAUUGAAAAGACUUGGCGCUGUAAAAUAACCCCUUCAAAUACUUGAAGUAUAUUAUCAACCACAUAAUUCAUCUCCAACACUUCCAUUACUGUAAAUUCAGUCCUGUGAGAAGAAAAAAGUGGUCAAAAUGUACAAAUGUUGUAUUCUAGAAACCAUAUUUUCUUAUUUAAAUUGCAGUAUGUAUUUUGAAUAUGGUUCAGGGACCUCAUAGUUUGACAUUUAGUGUCAUAAGCCAACCUCUGGUCAUUUAUGUUUUGCUAUCUGAAGCAGAAGACUGCAACACGAUGGAUGAUUUGAAAUAUUCUCAAUUUUGAAGGCCAAUAGGUACGUAGGUGUGUUUGAUGACGCUGUAGACCACAAUGUUCCUCAGAGUAAGAGGGGUUUAUACCAGAGUCUCUUUAGGGCUGGGAUCAAAGGAUCGGGCUCAGAAUGGCCAGUCAACAUCAUACUUGAUAAUACUGCUGGUGGCUCACCUUAACCAAACCUUCACAUUGUAGUACCCAUAUUGAUGCAACAAAAGAGCAGUUUUAGGAUCAGGCAGCUGAGGUCAUUUGAACUGUAUAGGU